UUUCGACAGUGACCUAUUCUAAGCAUAACUGGGUGAAGAGGAAAAGCCGUCGCCCGGAGGUCCUGAACACCUAGUAAUGGGAGAUCGCACCACAUGGAUCACAAACGACUCCAUCAUUAGACCAGUGGGGUUUUACAUCGUCGGAUUAACCAAUUUAAAGUUUGCUUAUUUAUAUUUUUUCUUCCUUGCAGUCGUAUAUAUUGUGACGGCUUUGUCCAACUCCAUUAUCAUUUCCAUUAUAUUUAUAGAUUAUCGCCUGCACACUCCAAAGUACAUUGCGGUGGCUAACCUGGCGAUCGUCGACUUGGUGCUCAGUACAAGCAUUAUUCCUAGUAUGAUCCAGAUGUUUCUUGCGAAAGAUAACUUUAUGUCUUACACCGUAUGCUUGACACAGAUGUUUUUCUACUACUGCUUUUUCUCAUUAGAGUCAUUUUCCCUCAGUGUACUUGCCUAUGACAGGUUAAUUGCAAUAUGUUUCCCACUGAGAAAGAGCUCUAUCAACACAAAUACCGUCAUGACCACUAUUUUAGUCACGGUUUGGUCAUUUUGCAUAAGUGUUACUCUGUUCUCAGUCACAAUCCAAACCAGGCUGUCUUUCUGUAAUUCGGUCAAUGUACAGAGCUACUUCUGUGACUACGCCCCUGUGUACGAACUAUCUUGCAAUGAUAAUAGCUUGCAGUGGGCCACUGCCUCUUCUCUGAGUUUAAUAUUUCUGUUUGGGCCCCUUAGUUUAAUCGUUGUGUCAUACACCUGUAUUUUGACAGCCGUGUUUAGAAUGAAAAGCGUGGAGAGCAGGUACAAAGCACUCGCAACCUGCACAGAACAUCUCGUUCUCGUGGCGAUUUUCUAUGUGCCGAUCAUGACAUUGUUUAACAUUAAACUUUUCUUUGCAGUUUUCCAAAUCGAUCCGGGUGUCGCUGUGAUGAGCUUAUCAUUAGCCUCAUGCAUCCCUCCCUGUCUGAACCCCAUUGUGUAUUCCCUGACAACCAAAGAAAUCAAGAACAGAAUACUGGCUAUGCUCCAGAAAGUAAAGGUAGCAUCGUGGGCAGGGCAGGCGUAGACCCAAAGGCUGCAGUAAAAUUACAUUUUUCAAAUGAAUAAUAUACCUUUAUCUUUAGGCCUUGGUGCUUGGCCACAAUUGCGCAUGUCGAUGUGAUGUCAAUGUAGUUCAAUUGUAUCUUCUUGGAAACAUAUUAUCUCCCCCACCACCACCAUAACCACCACAACAACCACAAGCAGAUACACAUUAAUCCUGUUUGAAAGCUCAAGUGAUGCAUUGGCAGCAGCUGUACCUUAAUGUCUAUGUGUGUCAAUUUAUCUUAUGUUUUCUGUGGUGUUCUUGAGUAAUACUAUAAUGUACCAUCAUCAUUGAGACAUUGUUCUGAACUCACCUACCUGGUUAAAUAAAGGAAAUUCCUAGA
Anguilla anguilla (European eel) is the source of this 1421-nucleotide messenger RNA. Its product is annotated as olfactory receptor 2A12-like. Gene Ontology annotation, cellular component: membrane. Lineage: Eukaryota; Metazoa; Chordata; Actinopteri; Anguilliformes; Anguillidae. Gene Ontology annotation, molecular function: G protein-coupled receptor activity; olfactory receptor activity. The record is from RefSeq and is a predicted model, not a curated record. The transcript has 2 exons. The coding region runs from base 77 to 1060 and encodes 327 amino acids. Gene Ontology annotation, biological process: G protein-coupled receptor signaling pathway.